GAACCACCUCUUCCCCUCCCACCACCUCGAGCCACAGAAUGGACCAGACAGUUGCUCGGAAAACGCUCCAGGAGCUUAUCAAGCGGGAAGAUCUCGAUAACAAACGGUGCAUCGACUGCUCCAACCCAAACCCCCAAUGGGCCUCCCUCAGUUUUGCAGUAUUUUUGUGCUUGCAAUGUGCAGGCGUGCACCGAGGCUUCGGUGUCCAUAUUAGUUUCGUGAGAUCGGUGUCAAUGGAUACGUGGCAAGAAGAGCAGAUCAAGAGGAUGCAGCUAGGCGGCAAUUCGCCAUUCAAGGAAUUCAUGAAGACGUACGACCCCCAAACGGGCGGGUACAAGGAGGGAAUGAGCUCGUACGAUACCUAUCAUAGCUGGGCUGCGACUCAAUACCGGGAAAAGGUCGACGCCGCGUUGGCCGGAAGGCCGUGGUCGCCAUCCGCACCGCCGGAACGCGUGGGCUCUCCCGACUCGUUGAGCGCGCCCGGCCGCCCAUCCUCUGCGCAGGGACUGCGCAAAUCCAGGGCAUCCGCCCGUUCAAACACGGGACGAUCGCUCCGCAGCGACUCUGCGUCCCCUGCAUCAUUCAGCAACGCGAAUUCGCCCGCAGUCAGCCCGAAUCCCAACAUGACCGGCUCAUUCGACCAACGGACCGCGAACGAGUCCUUCUUUGCCGGGCUCGGACAAACGAACGCGUCCCGACCGGUCGACCUUCCGCCUUCUCAGGGAGGCCGGUACCAGGGGUUCGGAAGCACACCCACUCCUCCUCCGGGAUCUCAGCACCCGUCGUUUGUGCUGUCGUCCGCUGCUGCGCCGUCCCUGAGCGAGCUGCAGGAGAACCCUAGGGCUGCGCUCAGUAAGGGCUGGUCUCUCCUCUCCGCAGCCGUGGCAGGCGCAUCCCGCGUAGUAACGGAGAACGUGAUCCAGCCCGGAGUCGAGAAGGUUACAGACCCGAACUUCCAGGCGGGUGUGAGAGGAUACGUCACGGAAGCUAGCAAGCGCGCCGGGGAUGUUGGCCGGACCGCGAACAUGUGGGGAAAGGUGACAUUUGGGGUGGACGUCGCCGAGUCUGUCGGUGGCGUGGUUGGCACGGUGAAGGACCGCGUCGGCGGAGGACCGGAACACAGGGGGUAUGGCGCGGUCGGAUUACAGCACGAAGAGGAGUCCUCCGCGCUCUAUCACGACGACGAGGAUUUCUUCGACCAAUACAACUCUAACUCCCAUCAAGAUGGCUCCUCGUCGAUGAAUACCCAGGCUUCGACAACGGCGCAACGGGCGCCUGCGAAGAAGGCCGACGACUGGGAUGAGUGGAAGGACUUCUAGGCUCGGGCACGAUUGGAGGAUGGAUCUCGGGUAUUCACGCUAUUUAUUCUCUUCUGAGGCCGGAUAGAUGUCUUUAAUUAGCCUGUAUUCCUGGAACCGCGCGAACUGUUGUGG
Trametes versicolor FP-101664 SS1 is the source of this 1433-nucleotide messenger RNA. Its product is annotated as ArfGap-domain-containing protein. Gene Ontology annotation, cellular component: Golgi membrane. The transcript is spliced from 5 exons. The coding region runs from base 39 to 1319 and encodes 426 amino acids. Gene Ontology annotation, molecular function: GTPase activator activity. NCBI's taxonomy places the organism in Eukaryota, Fungi, Basidiomycota, Agaricomycetes, Polyporales, Polyporaceae. The record is from RefSeq and is a predicted model, not a curated record. Gene Ontology annotation, biological process: regulation of ARF protein signal transduction; regulation of endocytosis.